Messenger RNA from Prunus armeniaca (apricot), 504 nucleotides. NCBI's taxonomy places the organism in Eukaryota, Viridiplantae, Streptophyta, Magnoliopsida, Rosales, Rosaceae. The record is from the annotation of a GenBank genome assembly.
AUGAUUAAGUUGAGGUCAAAGAGGUUUUGCAGAAGCUUUAGCAGCUGUAAGCUCAUUAGCAGUAAUAAUAACAAGAUUAAAGCUGCUGCUUCUGCUGAUCAAAGUAAGGAGUUUGGAGGAGCCACUAAUAACAAUGGUGAAAUCAAAUGGGAGCUUCGACCAGGAGGCAUGCUUGUUCAAAGGAGAGAGACUGCGGCUGAAAGCAGUGCUGGAGAGGUCUUGAUCACAGUUAGAGUCUCAGCUGUGUCUCAUUGCUAUGACAUCUCCAUUGAAGCUACUUCAACAUUUGGCGAAUUAAAGAUGAUAUUGUCAUUGGUGACUGGCAUGGAGACAAGAGAGCAGAGGCUGCUUUACAAAGGGAAACAGAGAGAGGAUGGUGAAUAUCUACACAUGGUGGGUGUUAGAGACAAGGACAAAGUGCUUUUGCUCCAAGAUCCAGCCAUCAAGGCAAUGAAGCUUCAUGGAAUCGGAACUUCUACGACGUGUCGUACGAUUAGUGUAUGA